This is a messenger RNA of Halteromyces radiatus, 3687 nucleotides long. Its product is annotated as P-loop containing nucleoside triphosphate hydrolase protein. The transcript is spliced from 6 exons. Bases 21 to 3344 code for a protein of 1107 amino acids. The record is from RefSeq and is a predicted model, not a curated record. Gene Ontology annotation, biological process: microtubule-based movement; mitotic spindle organization. Lineage: Eukaryota; Fungi; Mucoromycota; Mucoromycetes; Mucorales; Cunninghamellaceae. Gene Ontology annotation, molecular function: microtubule binding; ATP binding; microtubule motor activity.
UUUUUUUUUUUUACAAUAUAAUGUCACUGAAAGAUUUUGAACAAAAUAAUAACUUGACAGCUGUUCAAGUAGCUGUACGUAUAAGACCACUAUCAGAUAAAGAUCGUUCACAACCAAGGUUUGCUCACGCUACAGAAGACGAUGUUCUUCAAGUUCACUCCAAUAGUGUUAUUGUCUCUCCACCUCAUAAUAAAAGUUUUACUUUUGAUCAUGUUUUUGGUCCUCAAACUCAACAAGCUGAAAUAUUUACAACUUUAGGUCAAAAAAGUAUCAACAAAUUCGUGCAAGGUUACAAUGUUACUAUGCUUGCAUAUGGUCAAACUUCUUCAGGAAAAACUUAUACAGUAGGAACAGCUCAUCAUACUGGUCGACAGGACCCUGAACAAGAAGGAAUAGUACCUCGCGCCAUGGCUCUUUUAUUUGAUUUGUUACACCAAAAUGAUAUACGACCUACUUCACCAGCAACUUCUAUUUCUUCUUCAUCUCUUGAUAAUACAACUAAAGGACGUUUACGACCAGUAUCAAGAAUAUCUUACACAUCUUUUAAUAACAACAACAACAAUAACAAUUCAAAAUACAAAUAUUCUGUCAAGGUUGCUUUUGUAGAAAUUUACAAUGAAGAAUUACGUGAUUUAUUAAAUGAUGCACCAUCCAAUGCUCGACCUGCUAUUACUAUUCGUGAAGAUACAAAAGGACAAAUCUAUUGGACUGGUGUAAAGGAAAUGACUGUCAAUAAUACAGAUGACGUUUUAAUGUAUCUUCAACAAGGAACUCUAAAUCGUGCUACUGGAUCUACUGAUAUGAAUGAACAAUCUUCUCGAUCACAUGCUAUCUUUUCUGUCACUCUUCGACAAGAAAAAUGGGUACCUUCAUCAAACAACAGUAUAACCACUUCUCGUACAGCUAGUCCAACCUCACCCAGAUCAAAACCUCGUCCUCUCAGUGCUAUGAAUUUACGAAUGAAUGACUCUCCUACAACAGAAGAUGGUGAAUGGGUCAUUACUACUUCAAAACUUCAUUUUGUCGACUUGGCUGGUAGUGAAAGAUUGAAACGUACAGCAGCAGAAGGAGAUCGACGAAAAGAAGGAAUUAAUAUUAAUGGUGGACUUUUGGCCUUGGGAAACGUUAUUUCUGCUCUUGGUGAUCUUUCCAAAAAAAGUACUCACAUCCCUUAUCGUGAUUCCAAAUUAACAAGGUUACUACAAGACUCACUUGGUGGAAGUGCUAUGACUCUCAUGAUUGCAUGUGUUAGUCCUAUGGAAUACAAUAUAUCAGAGACUCUCAAUACGCUUCAAUAUGCCAAUCGUGCUCGUAAUAUUAAAAAUCGGAUGGAAAAGAAUGAAAUGGAGGAAUGGCUUACAACGGACAAUCUGGAUCUCUUACGCGCUACCAUUACCAAAUUGAAAGCUGAACUUCGAAGUAGAUCACCAUCAACAACAAAUCAAACACAAUCAAGAGGUGGGAGCAGUUUGGGUUUAUCAUCUAUGCAUCGACUUUCGACUGGGGAUGCAGAUCAGAUAUAUCAAGAACAACAAUUAUUGAUUGGGGAUUUACAACGUCAACUAGAAGAAGCAACAACAGAAGCUGUUAUUACAAGGGAACGCAAUCGAAUCAUUGAACAUCAACUCGAAAUGAUGAUUAAUAAAGAUGGUGGUGAAAGUUCAUCCUCUGGUAACUUUGAACAUACAGUAGAACCCAUUAUUCAAGAAUACGAAAAAACUACUGCUGCCUUGGAAUCUCAACUCACUUUGUCUCGAGCAGCUUUGACCCACGCCGAUUUUCGCAUUGAAGAACUUCAAACGUUAACCAGUGAAUUGGAACAACGGCAUGAGCAAAAUCAAGGAUAUAUCGAAGAACUAGAGGGCAAGCUUUUCCAUACAGUGAACGACGCAGUACAAGAUGAAGAAUUGCUUAAUGAACUGAAAAAUCGAAUUAUGAAAUUCAAGGAAUUGGAUGACAGCACAGAACUUUAUAUUCUCGAUCUGGAGAAACAACUAGCCAACAAUGAAGCAGCGUACGCCGCCAAGUUACAGCAAUAUCAGCUAAAAGAGACUCAACAGACCGAACAUAUUAGUCAACUGGAGAAAGAAAUAGCAGAUUUACGAAUACGACCAAAUGAUGAUGGAGAAAAACCACCACCAUUGGAAACAGUUUAUCUUCAGGAACGCCAGGCAUUACAUCAACAAAUCGAAAAAUUACAACAAGAAAUAUCGGAACUGCGAACCCAAUUGGAUCAACAACAGAAAACUACUAACAAUAUACCACUCUAUUUUGACAAGGAUCAUCAUCAUCAACAACGAAAACAACAAAGCAGCUUUGCAGAUGAAGACACAUUGCCUAUUCCCAUACCAAUUGUGGACGCCAACCAUGAAGCAAGGAAAAGGAUGUUCUCAGAUGGUAGUCGUUUACCCAACAAUAAAUCUUCGCUUCUAAAGUCAACUUUAGCUUCUUUGGAACAUGUACAAUCGGAAUAUGCAGUUUUGAAGGAACGAUAUAAGCAUUGGACAGUGGCUGGCAACACAACAACCACAAUGGAUCAGCAAUCUUCUCAAGGUAGCAGUAUCGGACCGACAAUAAGUACAGGUUCAACAUCCUCAUCAUCAUCACUGACAUCAGCAUCAUCACAAUCAUCAUCAUCAGACAGUAUAGGCACGGGAGGAAUGACGACAACAACUAGAUCUUUACAAAUAGCAACUUCAGGAAUCAAUGAUAUUACUCUUGAGAUAUCGGAUAUUCGACGCAAAGGGGAAAUUAUGAUACAACAAUAUCGAGCUCAAUUACAACGGAUUCAUGGAGCUAUUCAAAGGGUAGAGAAAUUGGAAAAAUCGACAGCAUCUGAUGAUCAAAUAUCAACACCAUAUGCGGACGAACAACGAGAAGCGAUCUUGGAUUUGGGCCAGCAACUACGUGAUCGACAAAACUCACUCCAAGAUGCAUGUAUCCGGUUUGAAACAGAAAUGGAAACUGAUCUCCAACAAUUGGAACAACAACGAUAUACCACCUUACCACCUUCACCAUUGACACAAACCUCAGAAACGAUGAACAACGACGUGAAUGAUGAGAACCAACAGGAAACAGAUGAUGAAGACAGACAACAACGGAUGGAUCGCAUCAUCCAACGAGUAGCCAAUGCAACACAGGAAGUUGAAAUGCAUCGAUCCAAAACAUACGUACUUCAAACCAAGUUACAAAAGAUUGAAGUAGCCUAUCAUACUCAACAACAACGAAAAUCUUCUGCUUCAGAUGAUCAAGAUGGGAUUGAACAAUUGAUGAAGAAAAUGGACGCACUCAAACUUCAGUUGGAAACAAGAGAAAUUAAAUCGAUAUCUGUUAAGGAAGGAUAAGACAAAUUUUUUUUUUUUUGGUAUCAAGUUGGUUGGUCAUUCCUGUCUAUUCAAUAGUUUGUCUCAUGGAAUGAUUUUUUUAUUAUUAUUAUUAAUAUUAUUAUUGUUAUUGUUAUUAUUGUUAUUAUUUAAUUAUUACUAUCCCUUUUUGUCUAUUUUAUAUUACCCUUCCCUUUUUUAUUAUCAUUAAUAUUAAUACUAGUUAUAUAUCUCAUACCCUUCUCCCUUCUUUUGUUUUGUAGUCCAACCAAAAUAUUGUUUCUAGAUUUGAUUAUUAUUUUUCUUUGAUUUUAUUGUUUAUACGUACAUUGUCAAUAAAGAUUUAUAUACAUAUGUUUAUCGC